ACCUGAAGCGAACGUGUUUUUCGUCAUGUCGUCUCGAUCCCUUGCCCGCCGCCGUCGUCGCGCACGAUCUCCUCUGUCGUCACGAUCCCUUGCCCGCCGCCGUCGCCGACGGUGCAGCAGCAGAUCUCUGGUGCCGCGUGCCCCCCUGCCGGACAACGACGAUCUCCUCGAGGAAAUCCUUCUCCGUCUCCGGCCGUCCUCCCUGCCACGCGCCUCCGCAGUCUGCAAGCGGUGGCGGCGCCUCGCCGCCGACCCCAGGUUCCUCGACCGUUUCUGUGCGCACCACCGGAAGCCGCCGCUCCUUGGAUUCUUUGAGUGUCUCGACAAGAUCGUGUUCACCCCUGUGCCUCCCUACCGCAUCCCUCCUGAGCGCUUCUCGCUUGAAAGCUGCAAGGGCCACCGCAGCGACAAUGACGAGCUCGUCCGUGGCCGCCAAUACGAUGUGCUCAGCUGCCGCCAUGGCCACGUCCUCGUCAAGGACCGGGUGCGCAAAGAGAUCGUCGUAUGGACCCCCAUGACCGGCGAGCAGCGAUGCUUGGCCGUUCCUGCAUUGUUCAAGAGGAGCUUCCUCAAUGGGGCGGUGCUCUGCACCAACAAGGGCCACGUCCAUGGUGCCUGCCAGUUCAGCCACUUCAAGGUGGUCUUGGUGUGCAAGGACAGAAAGGAAAAGAAGCUCCUUGCUUCUGUUUACUCCUCGGAUACCGGUGUAUGGGACGAUCUUAUCUCAAUAGAGGUUCCAUCUCAUAUCCGUGACACAUGCACUCAUGGGUCUCUUGUUGGUAAUGUGCUUUAUUGGUUGUUGUCUAUCAGGGAUGGCAUACUUAAGUUCGAUCUGGAUAGGCAAAACCUAACUCUGAUUAAGGGGCCUCCCGUUGCAAAUAAUUUUUGCCGUGACAACCGCCAGAUCAUUCAAACAGAGAAUGGUGUUCUUGGCCUUGCCACAUUGUCUUAUCCUCGCUUCAAAAUGUGGCAGAGGAAUGUCGAUUUUCAUGGUGUUGCCACAUGGUUGUUGCAGAAGACCGUUGAUAUGGGUACCAUUCUUGGGCUGCCUCCUCAGACUGAGGGAGGAGGGACGCAAAAAAUAUUGGCAUACUCUGAAGACAUUGAUGCAAUUUUUAUAUGCGUGGACAACAAUGUAUACAUGGUUCAACUUAAGUCGAUGCAAUCCAAAAGACUUCAUGAAUCAUGUCAUAUCAAUAACUACCAUCCUUUCACAAGUUUCUACACACCUGGCACAGCCAUUACCAAUGUUUGUAGUGGAACUGAAAUGGUGCAAGAUACAUAGAUGCUUGUGUGGUUUUCCGUGCGAAUGUGCUAAUGUGGUUCAACGGGUGAAGGCAAAGACAGGCUGUUGCAGUUCUCACCGAAAUUUGUCACAUCGUACUAAUGUUGGUGAAUGUGUACCAUAGUCUUUGCAAGU
Molecule: messenger RNA, 1420 nt
Organism: Triticum aestivum (bread wheat)
Lineage: Eukaryota; Viridiplantae; Streptophyta; Magnoliopsida; Poales; Poaceae
Product: F-box/kelch-repeat protein At3g23880-like
Exons: 3
Coding region: 26-1285 (419 amino acids)
Molecular function (GO): protein binding
Source: RefSeq, a predicted model, not a curated record